UAUUGAUGGUCAAAUUCAAUCAACGACUUGAUCUCUUGACUAGUGGCGGAUUCACAAAGCCUUCAAAAGGCCUACUAAAUUUCCCAACAAAACCAAAAUGAAUAAAAGCGACUAAUAAAGUGUUAAAACAAUAAACAACUCUUGCUGUUACAUUCCCACCAAGACCAAGUGGACAGAGCUUGUACAGAAUAUAAAAAGUACUAGGUGGUGUCAGUCGCUUUGAGAAUCAUGUCAACACGCAUGGAUCAGAAACACAUUUCUUCCUCAAUAUCACCGACACGCCGACACCGAAGCGGCGCGGAGUACCCAACUUCCGGUCAACUAGUGAUGGCACCGCCUACAACCACCACUGCCACUGCCAUUACUCCCUACAGACCUUUGUUAUCAAGGUUUAACUUACCACCUGGUUGGGGUGUUGAAGAAGUGCCUCGCUCUACUGGUCAUCAUAUUGACAGGUACUACUAUGAGCCCGGGACUGGGCUAAAGUACAGAUCAUUGAGAGAAGUCGAGCGACGAUUGAACGGUGAAAUAGUUGCUCCUAGAACCAGGGUAUCGACAAGGAGAAACUAUUCUAAGGCAAGUAGUUCUCUAUCUCGGAAGAUGGUUAUCUAUGACGGAAAGAUGGUGUGUAUGGAUCAAGAGAAGUUGAAUGAAUGGGCAAUUGUGCCAUCAACAUGUGCAGCCACCGUACCCUAUGAUCUUCCUGAUGGUUGGGUAAUAGAAGAGGUACCACGUAGAGACGGAAGCUUGGUGGAUAAGUAUUACUAUGAACCAGGUACCGGACUAAAAUUUAGAUCCAGAAUAGCAGCACAGAGAUACUUGGCGGAAAUGAGAGAAGACGUUCCUUUGUCAACUAGUUUAGAAGAAUUAAAAGAGAAUAAACCAUUGUCCAAGAUGUUUAAGUUGCACCAUCAUGCAAGGAAAUCUCCUCCAUGUACGAGAAACAUCGUUCGAGAGAAUUCAGACAAAUCCUCGUUUCUUUCUCCACCAGCAAAAGUAAAUUGGGUCCUUUCUAGUCCUAGAGGGGAUGCUUGGAAUCCUUUCAUUGCUGGAACACCAAUUCCUGAUUCGGUAAAACAGCAGUGGACUAAACGAUUCAUGUUGCUCAUGAAUGACGAGACCCUCAAUGCAGAAAACUCGAACUAGAAAGGCGUUAAACCGAGAGUUCAAAAAGAAUGCUGUUCUGGAAACAGUUGUUUACGUUUCACGAAAGCUUAGACUACUUCUAACUAGAGAACUGCAUGCUAAUCUUGUAUAUACCGACAUUAUGCAACUCCUUUUCACUUUGCUGUCUAACCACUGUACAUAAUCUCUUGUUCUGCUAAUUCUGUGUUUGCUCAUGCUCUCAAUGUGUUUUGUAACCAAUUCAACAACUUUUUUCUAUGGUACAUGUUUUUUCUUUGGUACAUGUUUUAAGUACGGAUGUAUAAUUAAAGUUUGUAGUUUCAGUCAUAUACAGUAGUUAUGGAAUCUACUUGUAACA
Molecule: messenger RNA, 1483 nt
Organism: Capsicum annuum
Lineage: Eukaryota; Viridiplantae; Streptophyta; Magnoliopsida; Solanales; Solanaceae
Product: methyl-CpG-binding domain-containing protein 7
Exons: 7
Coding region: 229-1146 (305 amino acids)
Molecular function (GO): DNA binding
Source: RefSeq, a predicted model, not a curated record